Molecule: messenger RNA, 852 nt
Organism: Populus nigra (black poplar)
Lineage: Eukaryota; Viridiplantae; Streptophyta; Magnoliopsida; Malpighiales; Salicaceae
Product: fasciclin-like arabinogalactan protein 19
Exons: 1
Coding region: 1-852 (283 amino acids)
Source: RefSeq, a predicted model, not a curated record
AUGGGACCCCAGAACUUGAUGAUCAACAAAUCAACGGCCAAGAUUCUCCUCCAUCUCCUCCUCCUCCAUCUCCUCCACCAAAUUACCACCGCUACACUCACCGACCAAGAACUUGACUUUGCCCUCUCAUCACUCCGAUCAUACGGCUACACGCUUUUCCCCAACGCCAUCUCCACAUCCGAUCUCCGCCUCCAACUCCUCAACCAAUCAAGUAAUGCCACGUCAACUUCAACCUUCACUCUCUUCUGUCCGCCUGACUCCCUUCUCUUCUCUGUUGACCUCGCCUCCACUGCUCCUCACUAUACGAAAUCCCUCUUCCUCCACGUGUCUCCCUCUCGCCUCUCCAUGUCAGGCUUGAGAAACCUAACCGCCGCCUCUGGUGGUACCUACAUUGAUUCAUUGGUGCCGAACCACCGUCUCUUGAUUGCUAACUCUCUGGCUCAGCUAAACGCUACCGUUGAUGGGUCCAUAUUGGUCAAUCGGGUUCGGGUUUCAGUUCCGGAUCUUUUUCUGGGGUCUGACAUUGCUGUUCAUGGACUGGACGGGAUUCUUGUUGCUGGAUUCGAGGACAAAGUCGAAGACACGUCGUUUGAGGCUGCGACGUGGUCUCCUGCGAACGCGAUUGGGUCUGCGGAGCGGAAUUCUCCGCUGGCUGGCAGGUUUCCAGCGAGGAGGAGGAAAGGAAGGAACCAUAGGCAGAACGGGAGGAACGGUGGCAUUAGAAGGAAUAAUCACCGAGGGCGGAGAAUUAACGGUGGCCGUCAUCAUCGUGGUGGUAGAAAUGUCAGCGGCGGCACUCGUGGUGAUGGUGUUACUCCUGGUGCAUUUGCAAUGUAUAACCAUCGACUUUAG